This is a messenger RNA of Aplysia californica (California sea hare), 2645 nucleotides long. RefSeq lists its product as uncharacterized. The record is from RefSeq and is a predicted model, not a curated record. NCBI's taxonomy places the organism in Eukaryota, Metazoa, Mollusca, Gastropoda, Aplysiida, Aplysiidae. Bases 103 to 2268 code for a protein of 721 amino acids. The transcript is spliced from 3 exons.
GACCACUCUGUCGCAUAGAGUAUCGAGGCAGAUUACUCUGGAUUUCUGUGGUCACAACAAAUGUUUUAGCAAACUAAAAAAGACAUUGUUGAGUCUACAAAGAUGCCUAAAGACAAAGACUCCACAAAUCAUCCUUGCCAUCUGCUGAGUUUGCCCUCUGCCAAACGGUUUUGGUGCCGCCAUUGCAUGUCUGUGUUCGACGAUGCAAUUACUAGGUGGCGCCACAGUCGUUCUUGUCGUUAUGGGGUGGUGAACAAUUUCAUGCGACGGCGUGAACUGGAGGCAAAAGCCCUGCAAAACACAGUGGCCCUCAGCCCUGUGGAAGCCAGACUUGGUCAAAGUAUUCAAAUGUCUGACCUAGCUGGUAGUGGCAGCCAGUCGGGUGUGCCAAUCCAGAACGACCUCGAAGGUCAUCCAGAUUUUCAGCCUGCAAAUGAUGCGUUUACCUGCUUUAUCUGCCAUCAACAGUUUGGGUCGAUGGAAGCAAUGAGGAAUCAUGUGAAGUAUCCAUGCAGUAGUAGCAAAAUUAUUACGUCCCGUGUCCCACAUCCAAAGCACUCCAUUCCGGUGUUUAUAGAUACUUUGCCAAGUCAGCCUCGACCUUGGCAGACAGGACCCUCAGAGACGCAGCAGGUGACUUUGCCUCCUACUCCUCCUUCUAUAGUCCAGGCUCAUCAUAAUGAGACUGUUGACGUUGCUCCCACAAUUCAGUUCCAGACACCCCAAAGCAUGACAGAGCAACAGAUUAUCAGUGGAAUGUCUUCCUCUGGAGAAGUCGCUGCUGCUGGCAAGUCAGUAGAAGGCAUCACGCCAACCAGUAUCUACGUUAAUGACCAGGGGGAGACUGUCAUUGAGGUGGAGAAUCUGGACCUCAAUACGGAAGGUGGUGAGCUUUCUCUGGCCCAUCUUCUCACCCAGCUGUCUCAGCAGGGCAUCGUCUUUGACAAAACUAGAACAGGACAGUUGCAAGCUCGCCAGGAGACUCCUGCCACUGCCAACACAUCGUCGCACCUGUACACGACGGAGCCCACAUAUGAAGUGUCUAGCAUUUCCUCAAACAUCGCAAGAGAAGAAGAAGAACAGCCAACAGCUGAGGAUGCGGCAAAUACUCUGGCUCAACUCGCUGGUUUCAGGGGCUUCCGUAGCAACCCAACAGCAUCGACCUCGUACCAAGUGGGUUCUAACGCUGAGAUGCAGCAAGUCUCGACUCAGGAGCAGACAACCGUAUGCUAUACGAAGCCGGAACCCCAUGAGAAUUAUGCAAUGGAUAUUCAGCCCCAUGGGAGUGUUCAGUAUGAGUAUAAAUAUUCUGCUACCCCUCAACAAUAUAUUCCAGCACCCCAGCAUCCUCACCAAACAACCCCUGUUCAAAGUACGAUCGAAUCUACCCCCCAACACUUUGAAGAAAUUAAAGUAGAGAAUACAAUCGAUGCAUAUUAUGAUGUGGCAUAUGUUGCUACUUCAGAAGCGAAUGUUCAGCCUCAAAUUGAAGUUGUCAAUAAUGGGGUAGGCGGACCGGUCACUCAGGGGUUGGAAGAUAUUAAACCACAAGAUACUGUCUUGUUGCAGCAGUACAAUCCCAGUGAAACGAGCAGAGAGCACUUUGUGACCUCUGAGGGAGUGACUGUAGUGAGCACCUCAAAAAUGGACAGUUCUGAGACUGCAAUUUUAGUAUCACACAUAGACGAACAGGCCGAAUCAAUGAAAACCUCGCAGAGGGAGCAAAGCGUUGUGGAAUUUCAAAUGGAAAAUUUGUCCAGUGGCCAAAACUUAGAACAGCAGCCAGAUGCUUCAGUGGGUGUGCAGGAGAGGGGUCAUGAACCUGGACACGUGCAGGAAGAAUCCUGCCCUCAGGUCGUUGAGGAGGUGAAGGAGAAGGAGGAAGAGAAAGGUGAAGAGUUCACUAUACAGACAGUAACGCUGCAGGAGAUUGUGGAGUCGGAGACGUCGUCUUCUCUCCCUUACCCAGAGCAGAAGGCCUCAACUAGCACAAGCGAUGUUCUACCUACAAUCUGUUUCUCCGAACCAGGCAAUGUCACCACGCCUGAGCAGCAAGCCGGGGAAACAAGGGAGGUAAUUUUGCAAGGAUCGAGCACUGUGGAGCAAGGUGCUCUUGAAACCGAAGGGCUGACUGUACCUAUUGAGGACAUAGCUGGGUCUGUGCAACUGCCUUCACAAGGCUCAAACCAACCGGCUGCAAUGUAUGUGGUCACUUCUACAGGUAUUCAGCCGGUGGGGAUCAAGAUGUCUGACUCGAGUACAGGUUGAUGAGCUGUGUUGUAGCUGUGAAGCUGACUCUUCGAGAGAAGCCAGAAAGAUGGUGGUGAAAAAUUUGCCUUGAGCAACACUCAGCUGAUCAAUGUGGGAGGAUGGCUCGAGUUUGAUAUUUUGACGUUUUGAUGGCCACUUUCGUGAACUGACAUGUGGGGGGUUGUUAGAUUUGUGCAACUUGGUAAUGACUUAUUAUUAAAAUCUUGUAAGAGGUUUCAUGGUGUGAAGGGAUGAUUUAGUGACUGACAUAAUUAAUAUGUUGCCAUCUUGUUUUAAUGAGCUUUUGCAUUACCUUUCAAAGUAUUGUCUUAGCCUCACUCUUUUGAGAUUGUUGCAUUUUGCGUGUUGGUUUACUGUGGAAAUACUGUUAACGA